AGACUACAGGAUGCACGCCUGACCCGGAGGACAAACUACACUCCGUUUGCAACUGUGCAGGCAGCUAUAUCUGAGGAACUUAAGGGAUCAGGCCAGCUCUUAGGAUACCGAGCAAUGUGUCAGACUCUGAGACAGAAGUACUCUCUUAUAGUCAGAAGAGAUGAUGUGAUGCGCCUAAUGGGAGAACUGGAUCCGUCCGGAAAAGAAAAUCGCUCUAGACGCAGAUUCGUCCGGAGAGCAUACCACUCAAUGGGACCCAAUGACGUCUGGCAUGUUGAUGGCUAUGAUAAAAUGAAACCUUUUGGGAUUGCAAUUAGUGGCUGUAUCGAUGGAUUUUCUAGAAAAAUCAUGUGGCUGAAAUGUGGAAAGUCUAACAAUGACCCUGGCAUAAUUGCUCAAAAUUACAUGCAGUGUGUAGCUGAGUUUGGAAUUAUUCCAAUGCGUCUCCGCACAGACUGCGGCACAAAAAAUGGACUGAUGGCAUCACUUCACUGUUCCCUGAGAUCAGAGCAUGCAGAUGAGUUUGCAGGAGCCAAAAGCCACAUGUACGGCACUUCAACAUCCAACCAGCGCAUUGAAAGCUGGUGGUCCUACUUUCGGAAACAAAGGAGUCAAUUUUGGAUGGAUCUGUUCAGUGACUUGAGGGAGAGGCAUCUCUUCAAUGGCAGCUAUCAACACAUAAGUUUGGUGCGAUACUGCUUCUUGGGUGUCCUGCAGAAUGAACUGGAUGAAUACAAGCAAUUGUGGAACACUCACACUAUUCGUCCAGUUCGCCAAUCUCAAUGCCCAUCUGGUAAACCAGAGGCUAUGUACAAUGUGCCUCACAGAUUUAACGGAAGGAAUUGUGGAUUCCCAGCAUCUACACAAACCCUGAGCCAGUUUGACAGCCUCAUGCCAGCGCCAGCAACUCCUGGUGGAGAGGAUGAACAGCAAACUCGCUUUGAAGAACUGCAGAGACAAAGUGGUUUGACAUCUCCUCUACAAUGGGAAUCUGCUGUAGAGAACUACAUCACCCUGAAGAACAUGGCUGAUCUUUAAUGUACA
Messenger RNA from Perca flavescens (yellow perch), 1044 nucleotides. RefSeq lists its product as uncharacterized. Bases 115 to 1038 code for a protein of 307 amino acids. NCBI's taxonomy places the organism in Eukaryota, Metazoa, Chordata, Actinopteri, Perciformes, Percidae. The record is from RefSeq and is a predicted model, not a curated record. The transcript is spliced from 3 exons.